AUGAGUAAACGAAAACUUACAGGGGAAUACUCAACUGAUGGUGACGAAAACAGAGAAGUUAUUGCCAUAGAAGCUCUCAACCAACUUCGAAAUAAUGGGUCCACUUCUCCAUCAGUAGGAGUAGAACAGGAUCUAGACUCCGCACAAUUGCCCCCGAUGGGCAAAGUGGAUUCCACCACCACCAAGCUGAUCGACAAAGUUACUUCAUACCCUAUUAUUUCUACUGGUAUCAACUAUAUGUGGCAACGAAAUCUAGUCAUAGCAGGAAACUAUAUCAAAGGCGAAUCUUCCAAAAAAGAAGUGGUUACAACCAAACGUCAAAAGACAACUACCAACGAUUCGAAACCUGAAGAAAGGUCGGCUCCAUCGUACAUUCGUGACAAUUCCAGAUUACGACACCUUCAAGAUCUCAAAGACAUUGGAAUGAUUAAUUUCAACCUGGAAAGCAGACAAAAAUUGCAAAUGUUAAUUAACUUUUUAAAACUGGGGAACAGGCAACUGAAUCAACGUAUUGAAAAAUUGAUCGUAGAGUUACGUCGGCAGCAGCGAGGAGACGGUGACGACGACACUGAAACGGAAACCAUUGUUCCAGAUGCACCCUCAGGGAAAGACAGUGAAUCUAAUAGAUCAAGGUCCUCUUCCAUUACGAGUGUCCAAACCGUCUAUGAAGAUGCAACCAGCACAGGGUUGGCAUCUCCCAAUUUGAACCAAGUCAACCAUAAGUUGGACCAACACUUCAACAACCAGCCGCUGAACCAGGUGAAAAAUGACAUUGUUACCACUGUCAAAAGAAUAGUUAAUGUUGUAUCCAAGUUUAGUGGGUCUGCAUUACCUGAACCUGCACGGUCAAAUGUACGAGAAGUACUCUUAAAACUGCCUGAUAACUGGGCAAACUCAGUUUUACCUCUUGUGGAAGGUGAAGGCGCUGGCGACUCCCCUGCCACAGCAAACACAACUGAAAGAUCUCUAUUAUCUGACCCCAACGGUCGUGUUCUUGUUUUAGCUCAGGAAUCGCUCGACAUGGUCACCAAAGUGAUCAAGUUCUGUAGUGACACUCUUGAUAGGGCAGACCAAUGGAAUCUUAACAAGCAAAUUGAACAAAAGACCCAUUUGAUUCACAAGCUAGAACGAAUUAAUAAACACAAACCGGGGGAAAAGCAAGAAUAG
Messenger RNA from Komagataella phaffii GS115, 1167 nucleotides. RefSeq lists its product as hypothetical. The record is from RefSeq and is a predicted model, not a curated record. Gene Ontology annotation, cellular component: endoplasmic reticulum; nucleus. Lineage: Eukaryota; Fungi; Ascomycota; Pichiomycetes; Pichiales; Pichiaceae. The transcript has a single exon. Gene Ontology annotation, molecular function: transcription corepressor activity. Gene Ontology annotation, biological process: endoplasmic reticulum unfolded protein response; regulation of transcription by RNA polymerase II; phospholipid biosynthetic process. Bases 1 to 1167 code for a protein of 388 amino acids.